AUUUCAUUUUUCGGCAAAAAUGGCUUCCCUCCGAACAACAUUAAACAAACUUGGCAAGCUUUGCAGCCAAUCGUGGCGUAAAAGCACUGUAUUGAGGAAUCCUGUUUGUCAGGGAAAUCUUCAAAUUUGUAGACAUGCAUCAGCGUGGAAGUUCGUACCGGACUCACCGCCAGAAUCACUGGGUGAAACCACAAAGAUGAAUCUAUUCCAGUCGCUUACCAAUGCCAUGGAUAUCGCACUUGGCACAGACUCCACAGCAGUUAUCUUUGGGGAAGAUGUGGCAUUCGGUGGUGUGUUCAGAUGCACUGUGGGUCUUGCCGAUAAGUAUGGAAAGGAUCGAGUAUUUAACACUCCGUUAUGCGAGCAAGGAAUAGUGGGAUUUGGCAUCGGCAUGGCCUCUGUUGGAGCCACUGCUAUCGCGGAAAUCCAGUUUGCUGACUAUAUCUACCCAGCAUUUGACCAGAUUGUUAACGAGGCAGCAAAGUUCCGGUAUCGAUGCGGAAACAUCUUUGAUGUUGGAGGCCUUACCAUCCGGACUCCAUGGGGCGCUGUUGGCCAUGGGGCGCUGUAUCACUCCCAGUGUCCGGAGGCGUUCUUCGGUCAUGUCCCCGGUAUAAAGGUGGUUAUUCCGAGAAGUCCAAUCCAAGCCAAGGGGCUGCUGCUGUCUUGUAUACGAGAUAAGAAUCCGUGCAUAUUCUUUGAGCCCAAGGUUCUGUAUAGAGCAGCAGUGGAGCAAGUACCAGUUCAGGAUUACAUGUUGCCGCUGGAACAGGCAGAAGUAAUAGUCGAAGGAAGUGAUGUCACACUGCUUGCAUGGGGCACCCAAGUUCAUGUCAUGCAUGAGGUCGCCCAGUUAGCCCAGGAGAAACUGGGCGUAUCCUGUGAGGUCAUCGACCUGAGGACUAUUGUGCCCUGGGAUUCCGAGACCAUUUGCAAGUCUGUACAGAAGACAGGUCGACUCCUAGUUGCCCACGAAGCUCCCAUCACAGGCGGGUUUGCCGGAGAGAUCAUUGCAACAGUUCAGGCCGAGUGUUUUCUUCAUCUGGAGGCCCCGAUUCAGCGAGUCUGUGGUUACGACACCCCCUUCCCUCACAUCUUUGAACCGUUCUACCUGCCAGACAAAUGGAGGUGUCUAGAAGCUGUCAAGACAAUGAUCAACUAUUGAAGCCUGGGUAGGGCCGAUCCACUGUCAUUCCAGAUUGUUUGGAUCUCGUUGAGCGCUAUCUUCUGGCAACAGGGUCAAGUAAUCGUCAUGGUAACUGUAUACCAGAUUUUUGUCCAUAUUGAUGGUUAUGGCUAGACUAGCUGAAAUACAUUAUUUAUGAAUAACAACUAAA
Molecule: messenger RNA, 1337 nt
Organism: Asterias rubens (European starfish)
Lineage: Eukaryota; Metazoa; Echinodermata; Asteroidea; Forcipulatida; Asteriidae
Product: 2-oxoisovalerate dehydrogenase subunit beta, mitochondrial-like
Exons: 11
Coding region: 20-1165 (381 amino acids)
Biological process (GO): response to nutrient; branched-chain amino acid catabolic process
Molecular function (GO): catalytic activity
Source: RefSeq, a predicted model, not a curated record